AUGUCGGGCCCAGACGCACCGGAGCCCGCCAGCGACCUCGCCCGACCCCCCAAGCGCGACCUCGCCUCGACGACCCACGACCACCACGACCGGGACCUGCUCGACGCAAUCUUCAAGCGCAUCAAGCUGGCCGUCCCGCGCACCCCCUACGUGCUGUCGACGCCCUCGCUGCACCCCUAUCACUACCAUUCCCAGCAGCAGGCAAAUGCCUGGAUGAUAGGCCGCCUGUGGCGCUCCGACGAAGAGCACCUGCAGUACCGCACCUAUCUAUACCGCGAGCCGUGCCAGGACUGCUUCGAGCUACAGGCUGGCCCAGACGACGAGCCCGAGCCCGAACCCGAGCCCGAACCCCCGCGCUCGCACACGGCAAACGGCCAGCCCGCCAAGAAGAAGCCCAACCUGUCGGCCUUCAAAGUGAAACAUGCAAACGGCACCGUUACGCCUGGCGCAAACAUCACCUUGUCUGGCGGUGCGCCCGCCAAAAACACGUCGGAGCACCCCAGCACCCUCACCAAAUCCGACAAGCCCUCUACGUCCGCGCAAAAGGCCGACCCCAGAUCGCCGAGAUCGUCUUCCGACGCCUUGCCCGACAAUCACCGCCCCGGCAAAGCCACCCAACAUGUCCCCUACUCGGGCUCGCGCCCGCGGGCUCCCUCGACCACACAAAAGAGCGACAAUGCCACUUCCAAAGGCCAUGGCGAAAAGUCGGAUCCCUCCAACUCUACACCACACGGCUUGCCUCCGCUGCUGUCCCCCGUCCGCGAACCGCUCGGCAAUCCAUACGGACUACCCACAAUUCUGUCCCCAACACUGCCCUCCAAUGUGCAAGCCGAGCUGGAUAGGCUGGAGAUGCAGCGGAAGCGUGCAGACUCGGACGCCUCUGUGUCGUCGUCGUCGGAUCCCCGGAACCAGGCCCUUGCCGUGCCACCAGAGGCAUCCCACAAGUCCAGCGGCACUGCAAAGGUGCAAAGCCGUGGACGCUCAGUCUCUCUCAACGGCAAGUCGCCAAAUCCCGAACCAGUCAGUCUUGCACAACAAGCACAUACCAAUAUGAUAGUUAAACUGAAAUUCUCAAAGUCCAAGGCACAAGUUGUCAACCAAAUUCUCCGUCUGCCCCCAAAGCGCUCCAAUGCCGAGAAGAAGGAACGCAACGAUGCGCCAAAGGCUGCGGCGCCAGAGAGCCAGCCCAAGGUUACGGAUCCGCCUGUCAUUAAGAAGAAGCCGGCGCCCAAGACGGCUACUCGGCGGGCAGAGACGGCGGCGUCUGCGCCCACGUCUACGCCGAGCACAGUCGCAAAGCCAGCCCAGGCAAGCGCCAAGGCUGCGGAAAAGCGACUACGACCAGACGAGGAUGGUUCAUUGCCAGUUCCUCCCGCUAAGCGCCCCAGGCCAAGCUCGACGCAAGAGACACCUGCGCCGAGCACAGCCUCUUUGGCCGUCCCAAACAAGCCCUUGGCUCAGAAGAGCAAUCCCCACCAUCCGACGCCCAAGAAGGAUAACAAAUCCGUCAGCAUGCUACGCAGUCAGUCGUCGGAGAGCAACGAUGCAACCCCGGGCCGCUCCGGGGCGACUCCUGCGGGGUCAAGAACGGAACCCAAGGCUGGGCCCACAUCUGCGCCCUUGAACAGCAAGAAGCAAGUCGACAUUGCCUUGCUUGGACAGACGUCGGCAAAGUUGAAUCAGACAGGCCGUGCCCUUAAGCAUGAGGCGACCAAGAUUCUCAACAACGCGAGCAGCAAAAAGGACGAAAAGCGAGCUGCAGUCACCAAUCUAGAGUGUAUCCUGGCAUACAUGGCAGCCUACUUUGCCCAAGACCUCUCCUUGAACCUCCGUGGUCGCGCCGGCGAGGUUGAGCAGACAUGGAAGACGCUGUUGCCGCUUUGCCUCUCGUAUUCUAGGUGCACAAGAGACUUUCAGCACCUCGACGGGCUCCGCUCCUACCUCAGCUCCGUCAUCGCCUCGGCCAUUUGCACUCACGUGUCGCAACGCUUUAACAAUGCCAAAUCACACGACUCACCACAUGACGCCAAUCACCCGGAAUCCGGUCGACAGCACCUUGAAAACUUUGCCCUGCUCUCGGAUCACACCCUGAAGAUGAACCGGCACUACCAAGAUGCAAGAAUCGCCCUGCCUUUUGAAGAUUUGCAAAGCAUCUACAAAAAGACGUAUGCUGGUCGCGAAGUCAACGUCAAACUAGCGCGCGAACCAGAGAAGGUUAGCGGCGCCAGGAUGUCUGGCCCAUACUUUCUCCCCCUCGGAACAGACACGACACCCAUCCAAGCCGUUCGAUUCGGUCUCAAAUUCCUCGGCGAGUACUGCGAAAAGGAGAGGCUGGACUACAGUCUCCGCGUCAACCUCGAUCGACCAGAGUAGCACUCGACCUCUCUCUCUCUCUCGCACCAGGAUGACCAAGUUCCGAAUUUAACGUUAUGCAAACGCGAUACG
Molecule: messenger RNA, 2445 nt
Organism: Exserohilum turcica Et28A
Lineage: Eukaryota; Fungi; Ascomycota; Dothideomycetes; Pleosporales; Pleosporaceae
Exons: 3
Coding region: 1-2373 (790 amino acids)
Source: RefSeq, a predicted model, not a curated record